AAAACAACUAGAUGGAGUCUGCAAAAUCCUUGUAAGAGAACUUGCGAGACAUAAUUACCAUUUCAGCUGUGUUUACGGCUAGUAUGCCUCUUGUAGCAUAUCCAUGCGCACCGGACAGAACUCUGUCGUUCUUAUACCCGAUUCCAUCAAUUCAUCUUAGUUCUACUCAGUCAUAUGCAGCUCAAAAUGCCCAUUACCAAAUACCCAAACCCAGCAAAAUUUUACUCGCAUCUUCUCAAAUCAUCCCAGACCCACUUCACCCCAAGUCUUGUAAAACCCUGGGCUACUCUUCUUCGAAAAAUCUUCAAAACCACAACCAUUUUUCAACCGAAGAAACCUCCAAAUACCGACCUUGUAAGUUUUUCGCCACUUGUUCACCAGGUCUAGAGGAAGUGGUUGCAGCAGAAUUAGCUUCUCCAUUGGUUGGAGCUUCAUGGAUCAAAGAAGGAUCAGGCGGGGUUAAUUUUGAAGGCACAAUUGCAACUGGGUACAAGGCAAAUCUAUGGCUCCGAUGUGCAAUUAGAGUUUUACUCGAGCUGGGUCAUGCAGAAAUGUCCAACAGAGAUAGGGACCCUGUUUAUAGCUUUGUAAGAAAUGCUGUGGAUUGGCCUCAAUAUCUAGCCUCAAGCAGCCUGAAAAAAUCUGGCCUGAAGGCUUGGAAAUUCAGGUCAUUUGCAGUUCAGAGCAGGGUUUGGGAUUGUACACGUGUCACAAAUUCAAUGGCAGCAUCCACCAGAGCCAAGGACGCAAUUUGUGAUGCGCUUAGAAAUGCGUGCAAUAAUAGGAGGCCUGAGCCACCAGAGGGGGGAGGGGCUAUGGCUGAUGUGCCCUUGUUUUUGUCACUUUACAGGGACUCUGCUACUAUUUACAGAGACAUGAGUGGCAUCAGUUUGCACAGAAGAGGAUAUAGGGCUGCAAUGCACAAGGCUAGUUUGAGUGAAGCUGUUGCUGCUGGCAUUCUUACUCUUGCUGGAUGGAAUACUAGGGUUCAAGGUUUAGGGUAUGCAAAUAAGAAUGGUAAUCUUAGAAGUUUGGAGAAUAUGGUUCUCUUGGAUCCAAUGUGUGGGUCUGGCACUUUUUUGAUCGAGGCUGCAUUGAUGGCAGCUAACAAGGCUCCUGGGAUGAUGAGGACCACUUGGCCUUUUAAGUUAUGGCAUGACUUCAAUCCAGUAAUGUGGAGAGAGUGUUGCGAAAAUGCAGCCUCAGCAGAAACUGAAAUGCCCAAGGGGCUUAGAAUUUUGGGGAAUGACAAACAUGAGGGUGCUUUAUCUUUAUGUGCCAGGGAUGCUGAAGCUGCUGGUAUAAAGUAUACCCUUGAAUUGAGCUGCAAGGAUUGUAGAGAAUACAUUCCAAGUGUAACUCCAUCUCUUGUGGUAGUCAACCCUCCAUGGGGUUAUCGCCUUGGCAAUGCAGGUGAAAAUGAUGAUGAAGACGUGGAAUCUACAUGGCAAGCUUUGGGACAGUUUUCAAAGCAACAUUGCAAUUGUGCAGAUAUGUAUAUUUUAAGUGGCAGGUCAACUGUAACAAGAGAGUUGCGCAUGAAGGCUGAUAAAAAAUGGCCUAUAACAAUGGGAGGCAUAGAUUGCCGGUUGUUACACUAUUAUGUGUUGCCUCCCAAAGUUGGCAUCAAUACAGAUUAUGAACAAGUCAGCGAGGUUAAAAAAGCCAUUGCAAGAUGAGCCAAUGUAUCUUGACCUUACAGAUGUCAUGUUACCCCAGUAAUAACUAGCUUCUGAAAUCUUUGAGAUGGUAUGGAUUUCCUGCUGUGAUGCAAGUUAUGCAACUUUCAGGAGUUUGUUUGCCAGCACGCCAAUGUGGUAACUUGGGAGCCUGUUUUUAAUCUCUAGGAUCGGAUUGUAACUUUUGUUGACAAUUUCAAAAAAGUUACUAGCCAUUUGCGUCUCCAUCAAAAGUGCCAGGCAAUGGAGUGGCCAUUUGUUCCUGUUCAAGUACAUGACGGAUGCAUUAAAAUUUUACUCUUCAAGGAAGUAUUUGUAAAAUGACACUGUAUAAUGCAAUCUUGUUAUAUUUUAAGGGUUGUAAUAGAAGUUUUACCUUUUUCUCUUAUCGAAAUUUGCUAUGUAUUUUUUCCUA
Molecule: messenger RNA, 2094 nt
Organism: Cryptomeria japonica (Japanese cedar)
Lineage: Eukaryota; Viridiplantae; Streptophyta; Pinopsida; Cupressales; Cupressaceae
Exons: 4
Coding region: 84-1679 (531 amino acids)
Source: RefSeq, a predicted model, not a curated record